AUGCAGCCCCUCCACCCGCGGACCAGCACGCCCAAGGCCUCGACGGUCCUCCGGGACUUCCUCAACCAGGCAAAGUGCAUCUGCUGCACGGUGCGCGUGGUGGAGCUGACCAAGCACCGCGCCGUCGUGGAGUGGGGACCCGUGCCCUACUUCACGGCGCGGGGCCGGCGGGCCGAGUUCGUGUACUACACGGCCGAGCGCGUCGCCGACGUCAAGCCCGAGGUGCUCCGGACCUGGGCCGGCCGCGACGAGCCCGCCGAGUGGGUUCGGGACCGGCUCCGCGACAGCUGGCUCGUCGAGCAGCUCGUCUACUGGGUCGAGUUCCUCGAGGAGUGGAAGUCGUACCGCGAGUGGUACGUCUACAGGCCGGAGCUCUUCGGGGGCAAGCUCCCCGACGUGCUGAGCCCCGGCUGCGAGGGCUGCGUCAAGCCGCACUGGCCGGGCGGCCUGAGGCGACGGGCGUCGUCUUGUGCUUAG
Messenger RNA from Colletotrichum navitas, 477 nucleotides. RefSeq lists its product as uncharacterized. Lineage: Eukaryota; Fungi; Ascomycota; Sordariomycetes; Glomerellales; Glomerellaceae. The record is from RefSeq and is a predicted model, not a curated record. The coding region runs from base 1 to 477 and encodes 158 amino acids. The transcript has a single exon.